UAUAGCUUGAACGAGUGCGCAAAUUUCUUGCAAAUAUGGCACUCCCAGAGAACAUGAAAGCGGUCGUGUUUCACGGACCAUACAAAGUCGCCGUAGAAGAGCGGCCAGUACCACGUAUACAAGCUUCAACGGAUAUUAUUGUCAAGGUCAGAUAUACCGCUCUUUGUGGCAGCGAGCUCCAUGUUUUCCGUGGUCAUCAGGCUUCCAAAACUGGCUUUAUUAUGGGCCAUGAAUUUACGGGUACUGUCGUCGAGGCCGGGGACGAUGUGAAGACUUUGAAGGUUGGAGAUGUCAUCGUCAGUCCAUUUACGACUUCAUGCGGCACAUGCUUCUACUGUAAGCAGGGGUUCUCCUCCCGUUGUGCGAGCUCUCUCUUAUUUGGUUGUCCUCUUCUUGAUGGUGGCCAGGCUGAAUAUGUCAGAGUUCCAAUGGCAGACAGCACAGUCUCCAAAGCUCCCGAAGGCAUUGACGAGAAACUCCUCGUCUUGAUGGCCGAUAUAUAUCCAACGGGCUUCUUUGCUGCCAGCAACGGGUUCAAGGAAUAUACAAAGGACCAAGCCGCAAAUUUAACCGUAGUUGUCAUAGGUUGCGGUCCAGUCGGUUUGCUCGCCAUUGUCAAUGCGCUUGAAUACAAACCGAAACAUCUUUUGGCGGUAGACUCUGUUACUCCUCGUCUUGAGCUUGCUAAGAAGCUAGGCGCAGAGCCCUGGAACUUUAUGACAGAUCGCGAGGGACUUGACAAGCGGGUUCAGGAAUUGACGGAUGGUCGGGGUGCCGAUGUGGUUAUUGAAGUUGUGGGAUUAAGUCCGGCUUUGCGCACAGCUUUCGACCUUCUCCGUCCUUGGGGUACUAUCAGUAGCGUUGGCGUACACAAUGCUGAGAUUCCCUGGACCGGCAGUGAAGCGUACGGCAAGAAUCUGAAACUUCAAAUGGGCCGAUGCCCUGUGCGCUCGGUAUUCCCACAAGCUCUGGAGGCAUUGAAGAGAAAUCAACAUCUAUUAGGAUUCAUGGCGGACAAGAUAAUGCCCCUUUCCAAAGCAGUUGAGGGGUAUGACUUGUUUGACAAGAUGAAGGCGCAGAAAGUCGUCUUCGAAGCAUAGUCUCAGUGAAAUAGAGGAAAGACAUCAGACUGCCAGUGGGCCUGUCAUACUUGAGCCAAUCAGGAGUAAUUAAGCUUUCCCCAGACCCUUACCGUAUUAGGGCUAGUGGUUUUGUAUCAAAACAUGUAUAUUUCAAUCAUGUAUUGCACCACCUCACAAGUCCAAGUGCAGAAACAUCGUAAAGCAUUAAGAAGAGUUGAAAUAUCUUG
Messenger RNA from Talaromyces stipitatus ATCC 10500, 1309 nucleotides. Its product is annotated as alcohol dehydrogenase, zinc-containing, putative. Lineage: Eukaryota; Fungi; Ascomycota; Eurotiomycetes; Eurotiales; Trichocomaceae. The transcript is spliced from 6 exons. Bases 36 to 1100 code for a protein of 354 amino acids. The record is from RefSeq and is a predicted model, not a curated record. Gene Ontology annotation, molecular function: zinc ion binding; oxidoreductase activity.